GGGUAUAAGACAACUUUAAAAAUAAAAAAAAAUACAGUUGGCCUGUGUCUCAGCAUUUCAUUCAUUUCUGUGAAGAAAACUAAACUUUUAAAGUCUGAAUUAUUUCAUUUAUAAACUUAAAAAUUAGAGAAGUAUACAGUUUGAACAACCAAAGAGUUAGCGUCAGGUAGAGGAAAACACUGAAUUUGUCAAAAAAGAAGCCUAUUAAGUAAGAAUGAUUGUUAAAAAAUAAAAAAUACAUAAUAGAGACAGAGAUUUGUAUCAAGUUACUAAGGAUAACAGGAAAACUUAUCUCUAAUGCAACAUUCACAGGAAAUAAUCUGCUCAAAAUUCAUCCUGCAAAACUCCAUGCUUGUUUUACCAUGAAAAUUCCUGUAGGAAGUAGUAGUAGUAGUAGCAAUAGCAAUAGUAGUAGCAGUAGUAGUAGUAGCAGUAACAGUAGUAGCAAUAGCAGCAGUAGUAGUAGCAGUAACAGUAGUAGUAGUAGUAGUAGCAAUAGCAAUAGUAGUAGUAGUAGUAGCAGUAGCAUUAGUAGUAGUAGUAGCAAUAGCAAUAGUAGUAGCAGUAGUAGUAGUAGCAGUAACAGUAGUAGCAAUAGCAGCAGUAGUAGUAACAGUAGUAGUAGUAGUAGUAGUAGUAGCAGCAGUAUUAGCAGUAGUAGUAGUAGCAAUAGCAAUAAUAGUAGUAGCAGUAGUAGUAGUAGUAACGGUAGUAGCUGUAGUAUUAGCAGUAGUAAUCCUAGUAGUAUUAGUAGCAGAAGGAGCAGCAGCAGGAGCAGUAGUAGUAAUCCUAGUAGUAUUAGUAGCAGAAGGAGCAGCAGCAGGAGCAGUAGUAGUAAUCCUAGUAGUAUUAGUAGCAGAAGGAGCAGCAGCAGGAGCAGUAGUAGUAAUCCUAGUAGUAUUAGUAGCAGAAGGAGCAGCAGCAGGAGCAGUAGUAGUAAUCCUAGUAGUAUUAGCAGAAGGAGCAGGAGCAGUAGUAGUAGAAGCAGUAGGAACAGCAGCAGCAGUAGUAGUAGUAUUAGUAGCAGCAGCAGCAGUAGUAGCUAGAACCUUUAAAACUGUAAUACUACUACUAAGUGUUUAGACAGAAAGUAUUUGGGCAGAAUUAACCUUUAAAAUUGUAAGUCGCUUGACAGAAAGUGGUAUUUGGAUGGAAUUUUUUAAACUAUGUCGUUAGACAGAAAGUAGUAUAAAUAUAUAAGUAAGUAUAAACAAUAGAAACAAGAAAAUAUAUAGCACUAGUGUUCUGAAAGAGCUGAAUAUUUUGAUAGUUGAAUGGUUUCUUGAGCUGAAAGUAUGCAGAAAAGUCCAAAAAGCAUACAGAAGAAAUAGAAGAUGUUGAAAUUGAAGUAACCUUAGAAGAACAAUACUGUAGAGUAUAUAGUAAGUAGAGUAUAUAGAGCUAAGGUGACAAGGUGACAUUACAUAGUGCAACACCAGUGAAACUAAACCACUCUUCAUCUUGUUAAGGACUUGCUGGAUCUCUCUGUUUUCAGGGUACCCUAAAGCUCCUCAGACCCCAGUUUUGGUCCCAUUUUAUGACCCUACCAUGAUGUAAGCGACCACUAGAGGUCAGUAAAGCUCCGUGGAGAUGAACCGACACGCUUCACCGUGUUGGUUCAUGUCUACGAUCAGC
Molecule: messenger RNA, 1635 nt
Organism: Sebastes umbrosus (honeycomb rockfish)
Lineage: Eukaryota; Metazoa; Chordata; Actinopteri; Perciformes; Sebastidae
Exons: 1
Coding region: 363-1046 (227 amino acids)
Source: RefSeq, a predicted model, not a curated record